AUGGACUACAAAGCUGAUGAGAAGGUCGCUGUUGACCAUGGUGAUGAGGUUCAUGAUGCUCAUGUCGCGGUGCAGCUUGCGCAUGAUGUUGAGAAUCAGAAGUUGUCGCCAUGGACGCCUCGUAUGUUCAGGCUGUACUUCAUUCUGGCUUGCGCAUACCUCUGCGGUUGCUUGAACGGAUAUGAUGGCAGUCUUCUCGGUGGUAUCAAUGGUAUGAAGGCAUACCAACGCUACUUCAACAUGUCUUCCGAGGGUUCCUCGACCGGAAUCGUCUUUGCUAUGUACAACAUUGGUUCCAUCGCCGCCGUAUUCUUCACCGCCCCCGUAAACGAUUUCUUCGGCCGACGAUGGGGCAUGUUCACCGGCGCCAUCGUAGUCAUCAUCGGAACAUGCGUCCAAGCUACAUCCACCGGACGAGGCCAAUUCCUCGGCGGUCGCUUCAUCCUCGGCUUUGGUGUCAGCUUCUGCUGUGUCUCUGCCCCUUGCUACGUUAGCGAGAUGGCGCACCCCAACUGGCGAGGUACCAUUACUGGUCUGUACAACUGUACUUGGUACAUCGGUAGCAUCAUUGCUAGUUGGGUCGUCUACGGCUGCAGUUACAUCGAUGGUGACAUUGCCUGGAGAGUUCCCAUUUGGUGCCAGAUGAUUACCUCUGGUAUCGUCGCGCUUGGCGUUCUGUGGCUGCCUGAAUCUCCUCGAUGGCUCAUCGCCCAGGACAGAGUUGAGGAUGCUGUCAAAGUUCUUGCUACAUACCAUGGUGAGGGUGACGAGAACCAUCCUAUGGUUGUGCUGCAGAUCAAGGAGAUGUCCAACCAGAUUGCUGCUGAUGCCACCGAUAAGUCUUGGUGGGACUACCGUGGACUCUGGAACACUCAUAGUGCGCGUCGCCGACUUAUCGGAGUCUUGGGUAUGGCUGUCUUUGGACAAGUCAGUGGAAACAGUUUGAGCUCUUAUUAUCUACCCGUCAUGCUGAAGCAAGCCGGCAUCACCAACGAAAAGAAGGUGCUGGCUCUGAACGGUAUCAACCCUGUGCUCUGCUUCUUCGGUGCCAUUCUCGGAGCUCGUCUCACUGAUGUCGUUGGUCGCCGCCCUCUUCUGAUCUACUCAAUCAUCUUCUGCUCUUGCUGUUUCGCCGUCAUCACCGGUACCAGCAAGCUCUCCCUCGAUCAACCCGACAAUGCUUCUGCAGCCAACGCCACCGUUGCCAUGAUCUUCAUCUUCGGUAUCGUGUUCUCUUUCGGUUGGACUCCUCUCCAGUCAGCAUACAUCGCCGAAUGCUUGUCCACCGACAUUCGAGCCAAGGGUACUGCCGUCGGUAACCUUGCUAGUUCAAUUGCGUCGACCAUCAUCCAGUACAGCAGUGGUCCCGCUUUCCAGGACAUCGGAUACUACUUCUACCUUGUGUUUGUCUUUUGGGAUCUGUUUGAAGCUGUCUUCAUCUACUUCUUCUUCCCGGAGACCAAGGACCGCACUCUGGAGGAAUUGUCCGAAGUCUUUGAGGCACCCAACCCUGUCAAGAAAAGUCUUCAGAAGAGAGAUGCGCAGACUGUUAUGAACACGCUGAAUGUGACUGGAGAUGCGAAGCUUGCGGGAGAGGUUUGA
Molecule: messenger RNA, 1602 nt
Organism: Fusarium mangiferae
Lineage: Eukaryota; Fungi; Ascomycota; Sordariomycetes; Hypocreales; Nectriaceae
Exons: 4
Coding region: 1-1602 (533 amino acids)
Biological process (GO): transmembrane transport; carbohydrate transport
Cellular component (GO): membrane
Molecular function (GO): carbohydrate:proton symporter activity
Source: RefSeq, a predicted model, not a curated record